GAAAGCUGUAGUUGGAGGCAUGUCUGCGGGUGCCAUCGGACAGUUUUUCGCCAGCCCGACUGAUCUGGUGAAGGUGCAGAUGCAGAUGGAAGGAAGAAGGAAGUUGGAAGGAAAGCCGUUACGGUUUCGAGGAGUGCACCAUGCUUUUAUGAAGAUUCUGUCCGAAGGAGGAAUACGGGGGCUCUGGGCUGGAUGGGUGCCAAAUGUCCAGAGAGCUGCUCUGGUGAACAUGGGAGAUCUGACCACUUAUGACUCAGUGAAACACUUUCUGCUCCUGAACACGCCGCUGGUGGACAAUAGCGUGACUCACAGUGUUGCCAGUUGCUGUUCUGGCCUGGUAGCUGCUGUUCUGGGAACUCCUGCUGACGUGGUCAAAACCCGGAUAAUGAACCAGCCGAGAGACAAGCAGGGAAGAGGUCUGCUGUAUAAGUCUUCCAUGGACUGCUUGAUUCAAACUGUACAGGGCGAAGGGUUUAUGUCUCUGUACAAAGGCUUUAUACCAACCUGGAUGCGAAUGGCUCCUUGGUCACUGGUAUUCUGGCUUACGUAUGAACAAAUCAGAAGGAUCUGUGGAGUUAGUUCUUUUUAA
This is a messenger RNA of Antrostomus carolinensis (chuck-will's-widow), 589 nucleotides long. RefSeq names its product solute carrier family 25 member 27 (gene SLC25A27). NCBI's taxonomy places the organism in Eukaryota, Metazoa, Chordata, Aves, Caprimulgiformes, Caprimulgidae. The record is from RefSeq and is a predicted model, not a curated record. The transcript is spliced from 6 exons. The annotation marks the transcript as partial.